AUGGACCCUUACGAUAGCGACUCGUCGGGUUCCGAGGAUGAGGGGGAUUUCACUGAGACUGGAGUGCUGCUGGGGUAUGCCUCAGAAGAGAUCCUAGACGAUACUAUCAGUCACCUUGGAGGCUGGCCGACAUGGCUCGAUGAUUCUACACUGCCCCCAGGGGAAUUCGCCAAUUGCAAAGUUUGCAAUAGCCCCAUGCUCCUUCUGCUUGAAUUGCACGGUGACCUUCCGGAACAUUUCCCGGACGAUGAGAGACGACUUUACAUCUUCGGCUGUCCCAAAAAGGCAUGCAACAAGAAGCCCGGCAGCAUCAGAGCCCUACGCGCCGUCCGAAAGACCAAGGUCGAACAAGCGCCACGGAACACGGAGGAGAAGCCCAAGGAGGACACAGAAAAGAAGGCCAAGGCUCCCAAGCAGGAUAUAGGGGCAAGUCUCUUCGGGGGCACUUCCCUCAUUGGAAGCGUCUCGGCGAACCCAAAUCCCUUCUCCUCGUCGAAUGCACUUUCAUCGCAGGCCAGCAAUCCAUUUGCGGCCCCGGCUACUUCAUCCCCCGUACCGGCCAAACAAACCUCUACCACGACCCCUUCCACGACCUCUUUGUCAGAGAGCUUUGCCGAUAAGGUCAGAGUCUCCUCCCCUCCCCCGACGACUGCGGCACCAGAAUCCGCUGCACCUGCUGCGCCUUGGCCCGACAAGUCUGCAUUCCCAGCCCCGUACACACAGUUCUACCUGGACGCCGAAUACGAGACGCUUUCUCGGCCUUCCACGCCAACGAUACCGGCGAACGUCACCAUCGACAACACCGAAGAGGAGGAAGCCGCCGGUGGAUCUACUGAUCUUAAGGAUACGUUUGAAUCCGAGCUGGACAAAGCGUUUAUGAAAUUCUCCACACGCCUAGAGCACAACCCAGAGCAGAUUUUGCGGUACGAAUUCCGUGGCACCCCGCUCCUCUACUCUUACAGCGAUCCCGUGGGCAAGCUUCUUCAUGAUCCUAAGCAUGGCUCUGGCUCUCGUGUGACAACCGUCGCGAGUGGAGCGAGCCGUUUCCCUCGUUGCCAAUACUGCGGUAGCGAGCGUGUCUUUGAGCUGCAGCUGGUGCCGCACGCCAUUGCUGUACUGGAGGAGGGUCGCGAGGGCGUUGGACUGGGUCCCAAGGAUGAUGCAGGUAUGGAAUGGGGUACCAUCAUCCUUGGUGUGUGCAGCAAGGAUUGUGGGCCGCAGCAAGUGGGAGUAGUCGGAUGGCGCGAGGAGUGGGCUGGUGUACAGUGGGAGGAAUCGGUCAAAUAG
Molecule: messenger RNA, 1287 nt
Organism: Aspergillus clavatus NRRL 1
Lineage: Eukaryota; Fungi; Ascomycota; Eurotiomycetes; Eurotiales; Aspergillaceae
Product: small subunit rRNA maturation protein TSR4
Exons: 2
Coding region: 1-1287 (428 amino acids)
Biological process (GO): maturation of SSU-rRNA
Cellular component (GO): cytoplasm
Source: RefSeq, a predicted model, not a curated record